This is a messenger RNA of Carica papaya (papaya), 2862 nucleotides long. Its product is annotated as ATPase 8, plasma membrane-type. Gene Ontology annotation, cellular component: membrane. NCBI's taxonomy places the organism in Eukaryota, Viridiplantae, Streptophyta, Magnoliopsida, Brassicales, Caricaceae. Gene Ontology annotation, biological process: proton export across plasma membrane. Gene Ontology annotation, molecular function: P-type proton-exporting transporter activity; ATP binding; ATP hydrolysis activity. The record is from RefSeq and is a predicted model, not a curated record.
UCCGACAUGGCGUCUGAUAUUUCGUUGGAAGAGAUAAAGAACGAGAAUGUUGAUCUUGAGAGGAUUCCUGUGGACGAAGUGUUUGAGCAGCUGAAAUGUACAAGAGAAGGACUGACAAGCGCCGAAGGAGAAAAGAGGCUGCAGAUAUUUGGACCCAAUAAGCUUGAGGAAAAGAAAGAGAAUAAAGUGCUAAAGUUUCUGGGAUUUAUGUGGAAUCCUCUGUCAUGGGUCAUGGAAUCUGCGGCAAUCAUGGCCAUUGUUUUGGCCAAUGGAGGAGGCAAGCCGCCGGAUUGGCAAGACUUUGUUGGUAUCACUGUGUUGCUCAUCAUCAACUCAACGAUUAGUUUUAUUGAGGAGAACAAUGCAGGCAACGCUGCUGCUGCUCUGAUGGCUGGUCUUGCCCCAAAAACCAAGGUACUGAGGGAUGGGAAAUGGAGUGAACAAGAGGCAGCAAUCUUGGUGCCAGGAGAUGUUAUUAGUAUUAAAUUGGGAGAUAUUGUACCAGCAGAUGCACGUCUCUUGGAAGGAGAUCCUCUCAAGAUUGAUCAAUCUGCGCUCACUGGUGAAUCCCUUCCGGUAACCAAGGAGCCGGGUGAUGAGGUUUUCUCCGGCUCAACCUGUAAGCAAGGCGAGAUUGAGGCUGUUGUCAUUGCUACUGGUGUUCAUACCUUCUUUGGCAAGGCAGCUCACUUGGUUGAUAGCACCAACAAUGUUGGUCACUUUCAAAAGGUGCUGACAGCCAUUGGUAACUUCUGUAUUUGCUCCAUUGGUAUUGGAAUGCUCAUUGAAAUCGUAAUCAUGUAUCCGAUCCAGCAGAGGAAAUACAGAGAUGGAAUUGACAAUCUGUUGGUGCUUCUCAUUGGAGGUAUCCCAAUUGCCAUGCCUACAGUCUUGUCAGUUACAAUGGCUAUUGGGUCUCACCGCCUUUCGGAGCAAGGUGCCAUCACCAAGAGAAUGACUGCCAUUGAAGAAAUGGCUGGGAUGGAUGUUCUAUGCAGUGACAAGACAGGGACUCUCACCCUUAAUAAGCUUACAGUUGACAAGAGCUUGAUUGAGGUAUUUCCAAAGGGCAUUGAUAAGGACACAGUUGUUUUGAUUGCUGCCAGAGCUUCCAGAACUGAAAACCAAGAUGCCAUUGAUGCUUCAAUCGUUGGCAUGUUGAGUGACCCCAAGGAGGCAAGAGCUGGAAUCUCUGAGCAACAUUUCUUGCCCUUCAACCCUGUGGAUAAACGCACUGCUAUUACUUACAUUGACAACAAGGGUGAUUGGCAUAGGUGCAGCAAGGGUGCUCCUGAGCAGAUCAUAGAUCUUUGUGAGCUUAAGGGAGAAACGAGGAAGAAAGCACAUGAAGUCAUUGAUAAUUAUGCUCAACGAGGACUUCGCUCCCUUGGUGUUGCUCAGCAGACAAUCCCAGAGAAGACCAAGGAAAGCUCAGGAUCACCAUGGGAGUUUGUAGGUCUUUUGCCCCUUUUUGAUCCACCAAGGCAUGACAGUGCUGAGACAAUCAAGAGGGCACUUGACCUUGGUGUCAAUGUUAAGAUGAUCACUGGUGAUCAGCUUGCCAUUGGCAAAGAAACCGGUCGCAGACUUGGCAUGGGCACCAACAUGUAUCCUUCAUCUUCUCUUUUGGGAGAAAGCAAGGAUGAGUCCAUUGCUGGCCUUCCAGUUGAUGAGCUUAUUGAGAAGGCGGACGGGUUUGCAGGAGUGUUCCCUGAGCACAAGUAUGAGAUUGUCAAGAGGCUCCAAGAUAGAAAACAUAUCUGUGGUAUGACUGGUGAUGGUGUCAACGAUGCUCCAGCCCUCAAAAAGGCAGAUAUUGGUAUUGCAGUGGCUGAUGCAACUGAUGCCGCCAGGGGUGCUUCAGAUAUUGUCUUGACCGAGCCAGGACUUAGCGUGAUCGUGAGCGCUGUGCUGACAAGCAGGGCAAUCUUCCAGAGGAUGAAGAACUACACCAUCUAUGCUGUUUCUAUCACAAUACGUAUUGUGUUGGGAUUCAUGCUUGUGGCUCUUAUCUGGAAGUUUGAUUUUGCACCAUUCAUGGUCUUGAUCAUUGCCAUCCUCAAUGACGGAACCAUCAUGACCAUCUCCAAGGACAGGGUCAAGCCAUCUCCAGUGCCUGACUCAUGGAAGCUCAAGGAGAUCUUCGCGACCGGUGUUGUUCUUGGAACCUACAUGGCCCUAGUGACCGUCCUCUUCUUCUGGCUGGCUCAUGACACAGACUUCUUCAGUGAAAAAUUCGGUGUGAGGUCAAUCAGAGAGUCAGAAGAAGAGCUCAUGGCAGCUCUCUAUCUUCAAGUGAGCAUCAUCAGUCAAGCACUCAUCUUUGUCACCAGGUCAAGGAGCUGGUCUUACGUCGAGCGCCCUGGUUUCUUGCUCAUGAUUGCCUUCCUCAUUGCACAGUUGCUGGCUACAAUUAUUGCUGUAUACGCAAACUGGGGAUUUGCCAGAAUCAAGGGCUGUGGAUGGGGAUGGGCUGGAGUGAUCUGGGUUUUCAGUGUCAUUACCUACAUCCCUCUUGAUGUCCUUAAAUUCAUCAUCCGCUAUGCGCUCAGUGGCAAGGCCUGGGAUAACCUUCUCCAGAACAAGACUGCAUUCACCACAAAGAAAGACUACGGCAAAGGAGAGAGGGAGGCUCAAUGGGCAUUGGCUCAACGUACCCUCCAUGGCCUACAGCCACCAGAGGCUGCCUUGUUCAACGACAAGAACAGCUACCGCGAAUUGUCUGAGAUCGCAGAGCAGGCCAAGAGACGCGCUGAGGUUGCCAGGCUGAGGGAGCUUCAUACUCUCAAGGGACAUGUUGAGUCAGUGGUGAAGCUCAAGGGUCUUGACAUUGAAACCAUUCAACAGCAUUACACUGUGUAA